CUCUCUCUCUCCCUCUCUCUCUCUCUCACUCCCUUCCCUUGCCCUUGUCAAACACCUAAACCCGAUCAAGACGCGAUCGAACGACGGAUCUCAGGAUGGUGUCCAACAACAAGCGCCACACGAUGAAGGCCAUCAAAAACAAGGACAUGAUUCAUCCCUCCUCAAGAAAGGCACAGCAGGUUAUGCGUGUGGUCCUCCGCAAAGACCGCCUCGAGCACCGUCAAAAGGUCCGCGCCAACAACUCGUUCAACCAGUCCGAUCGCAUCCUUUGGUUCCGUCACGCCGUUCCAGAGGACGUCACCAAUCUGACGCGAGAGCAACACCAUGAGCUCAUUAAGGAAUAUCUCGCCAGAUACGAUGAUGAGUACCAGUCCCUGGUGGCACUCCAUCGCCCAGGAAAGGUCCGCCCAAAGGCUGCACGCGAGGACAUAUUGCUAGGACUCAUGGCCAAGGAGCGACAGGAGUAUGCCUCUGGAUUCGAAAUUCCAGACUUCACGAGCCCCAAGAACGUCAAGUUACUUCGCGAGUGGGAUGGUGAUCUCAACUCUCUCAACCGUAUCAGGAUGCUGCGUCUCAAUGAUCCUAAACAUCUUGCCAAGCUGGCUGCUGCAGUUGCUGGAUCGGCUGCCGCAGGAUUGGCUACCUCUCAGGCCACCGAGGGCUCUGCCAUGCAGGAAUGAAAAGCACUCAACAAGCCCUCAUUACAUUAAUUCUUUUGCUUGUUCGUCUGUGCUGUAUGCAUUUCUGCAGUUGUAUCCAUACAUACCCCAGUGUCGCCAUUUCUUUUUGUUCUUUCUUUCGUUUGUAUACUAUUGCAUUUUCAUCCCACGCAUUGGCAACCCCAAUUGUACUCUAGAACAAAUAAAAGCUGUAAAUGAUACAUUA
Gamsiella multidivaricata is the source of this 885-nucleotide messenger RNA. RefSeq lists its product as uncharacterized. Gene Ontology annotation, cellular component: nucleus. The coding region runs from base 96 to 680 and encodes 194 amino acids. NCBI's taxonomy places the organism in Eukaryota, Fungi, Mortierellomycota, Mortierellomycetes, Mortierellales, Mortierellaceae. The transcript is spliced from 2 exons. The record is from RefSeq and is a predicted model, not a curated record.